CAGUUUGAGCCUCCACGAGAGAGGAGGAGUCGCAGAAGUGAUUGCGGGUAGAGGGGGUUGUGUCUCUCAUUGGAAACCCAAGCUUCGAGGUCGGAACUUGGCCGCGGUAAGGGGGGAGGGGGAGAAAUAUGCCUUUGAUGUUGUACGCCGCUGAAUAGUGAAUUGUGUUCGUGCUGGAAAUACCCACCGCUUCGCUCUCUCUGGGUUUGAGGUGGAAACUCGGCAUUUCCCCCCCUCCUCCAGUCCUAUCUGCGUUAACUAGCCAAACAAGCGGCGAAGACCUGGCAAAAGACAUAUUUGCUGUGCGGGCUGAGGGCAGGCAAGAACAAUGGCUACCCAGUCUGAUCUGAUGGAGUUGGACAUGGCUAUGGGUGAUAGCAAGGUUGCUGUGAGCCAGUGGCAGCAGCAGUCCUAUCUAGAUUCAGGAAUCCAGUCUGGCGUCACCACCACAGCACCAUCUUUGAGUGGCAAAGGGAAUCCUGAUGCUGAGGAAGAUGAUCCAACUCUUUAUGACUGGGAGUUUAACCAGCCCUUCACUCCUGAGGCGGCAGACAUUGAAGGUUACGCCAUGACCCGAGCCCAGCGUGUGCGAGCUGCUAUGUUCCCUGAGACCCUGGAGGAGGGUAUUCAGAUCCCACCCACCCAGCUGGACGCUGCCCAUCCAACGGCAGUCCAGCGUCUGGCAGAGCCCUCUCAGAUGCUAAAGCAUGCCGUGGUUAACCUCAUCAACUAUCAGGAUGAUGCUGAGCUGGCCACUCGGGCCAUACCCGAGCUCACCAAACUGCUCAACGAUGAGGACCAGGUUGUUGUGAACAAAGCUGCUGUAAUGGUGCAUCAGUUGUCAAAGAAGGAGGCGUCGCGUCACGCCCUGAUGCGCUCGCCACAGAUGGUUUCAGCAGUUGUUCGUGCAAUGCAAAACACCAACGAUGUGGAGACGGCUCGCUGUUCUGCUGGCACGCUGCACAACCUUUCCCAUCACCGUGAGGGGCUCCUCGCUAUCUUCAAGUCUGGAGGCAUUCCUGCUCUGGUCAAGAUGCUGGGCUCACCAGUGGACAGCGUGUUGUUCUAUGCCAUCACUACACUCCACAACCUGUUGCUGCACCAGGAAGGGGCCAAGAUGGCGGUGCGCCUCGCCGGAGGGCUGCAAAAGAUGGUAGCCCUGCUGUCCAACACCAACGUCAAGUUCUUGGCCAUCACUACCGACUGUCUGCAGAUCCUGGCAUAUGGCAAUCAGGAAAGCAAGCUGAUCAUUCUGGCCAGCGGUGGACCUCAGGCCCUGGUCAACAUUAUGAGGACUUUUACAUACGAGAAACUGCUGUGGACCACAAGCAGAGUGCUAAAAGUGCUCUCUGUCUGCUCAAGCAACAAACCGGCCAUUGUAGAAGCUGGUGGGAUGCAAGCUUUGGGUCUUCAUCUAACAGACCCCAGCCAGCGUCUGGUUCAGAACUGCCUCUGGACUCUGAGGAAUCUUUCAGAUGCAGCCACUAAACAGGAGGGAAUGGAGGGUCUCCUUGGUACCCUGGUCCAGCUGUUGGGCAGCGAUGACAUCAACGUGGUGACAUGUGCUGCUGGCAUCCUCUCUAACCUGACCUGCAACAAUUAUAGUAACAAACUCAUGGUCUGCCAGGUUGGUGGCAUUGAGGCUUUGGUGCGAACUGUGCUCCGGGCCGGCGACAGAGAGGACAUCACAGAACCGGCUGUGUGUGCCCUGCGUCACCUGACCUCACGCCACCAGGAUGCAGAAAUGGCUCAGAAUGCAGUGCGCCUUCACUAUGGCCUGCCUGUGGUUGUUAAGCUGCUGCACCCACCAUCCCACUGGCCACUAAUCAAGGCAACGGUUGGUCUCAUUCGCAACCUAGCUCUGUGCCCAGCCAAUCACAGCGCUCUGCGGGAGCAGGGAGCCAUUCCCCGAUUGGUCCAGCUGCUUGUCCGGGCGCAUCAGGACACCCAGAGGCGCACGAGCAUGGGGGGGAACCAGCAGCAGUUUGUGGAGGGAGUGCGUAUGGAGGAAAUAGUUGAAGGUUGCACAGGAGCUCUGCACAUCCUGGCCCGGGAUGUCCACAACAGGAUUGUGAUCAGAGGGCUCAACACCAUUCCACUCUUUGUCCAGUUGUUGUAUUCUCCAGUGGAAAACAUCCAGCGUGUCGCAGCAGGUGUGCUGUGCGAACUGGCGCAGGACAAAGAAGCAGCCGAGGCCAUUGAAGCCGAGGGGGCCACUGCACCGCUCACUGAGCUGCUGCAUUCUCGUAAUGAGGGCGUCGCAACCUAUGCUGCAGCUGUCCUGUUCCGCAUGUCUGAAGACAAACCCCAGGACUACAAGAAGCGUCUUUCAGUGGAGCUGACCAGCUCACUGUUCAGAACUGAGCCCAUGGCCUGGAAUGAUACUGGGGAUCUGGGGCUGGAUAUGGCAGCACAAGGAGAUCCUCUGGCUUUCAGGCAAGAUGAUGGAGCAUAUCGGGCGUACCCAGCAGCUUAUGGCCAGGACCCUCUGCUAGACCCUAUGAUGGAAGGCGCAGACUACCAUGCUGACGCGCUGCCCGACCUGGGUCACCAUACUGAUCCUUUGCCAGACCUUGGCCAUACCCAGGAACUGAUGGACAGCAACCAGCUGGCCUGGUUUGACACUGACCUGUAGGAUUGUCAUUUUCCAAUAGAACCUGCAUUGUGACUGUCCUGUAUCGUCUGAAGCAGCAUUACGAUUGCCCUGUAGAGUGUUAAAGGUAAAGAGAGAGGGAAUUAAAGUGGUCCUGGGAAGUGCCUGACACAAGAAAAAAACAAACAAAUCAAAGAUGGUUCCCACAGGAUUGUUUAAGCAAGUUGAAACGGAGGGGAGAGGAGAAUUUCCAAGUAUCAAAGAUAAAACACAAUGGAGGUUAAAGAGCAGGUUAUCUAUUUGGAUGAGUGCACAAAAGGUUGAUCUUAAAAGUGUGAAACACAUGUUUUAGCCUCGCCUGUAUUAGUUUUUUUUUUUUUUUUUGUUUCUACUUUUCUUAUUCUAUUUUUUAUUUCGUUUUGUAAUACUCAUUAUAUGUUAUGGUACUGACCCAGCUUGCCUUCGCACUAUCCAUUUUCAUUUUCUCUCCAAUGCUAAUCAUUUGUAUUUUUUUUUCUUUCUUUUUUUAAGAACGUAUAUUACAUGUAGUGUUAAGUUAUAGUGAUAUUAUACAAUGUUCCUUUGGUUAUGGUCGAAUGUGUAGAACACUAAUAAUCAGUUGAAAUGUACUCUGACUUAAAGUGUAACAUUGUGUAGGUUUUUUUAUAUAAUCUCAAAAAUGGAGAAUUAUGCACUCUUGUUAUGUGCUUGUUUAAGCAUAAAAAUAUGUCGGUGUCAAAUGUUCUAAAUGGGGAAAUGGGUGAAAUUAAGGGUGGGACGGGGAUAAAUCUACAAACAAGUGUUUUAUAUACAGUAUCACUGGUAGGUUAACAACUAUUUUGUAUGCCAUCAUUGGAUGUUUGAUAGGAAAAAAAAAACAACGCUAUCGUUGGUGGUUUGACAAAACCCACGUUUCAUGUCCUAUCAAUGGUAGCUAGGUUGACAAACGGUUGUAGUCCUGCUGUGUUUAUUUUGGAGACAAGGUUAUGACACGGCUGAACAAUAAAAAGCAUUUUAUUUCA
This is a messenger RNA of Poeciliopsis prolifica (blackstripe livebearer), 3615 nucleotides long. RefSeq names its product catenin beta-1-like. Gene Ontology annotation, biological process: cell adhesion; positive regulation of transcription by RNA polymerase II. Bases 329 to 2635 code for a protein of 768 amino acids. Gene Ontology annotation, cellular component: catenin complex; adherens junction. Gene Ontology annotation, molecular function: protein phosphatase binding; alpha-catenin binding; transcription coactivator activity. The record is from RefSeq and is a predicted model, not a curated record. NCBI's taxonomy places the organism in Eukaryota, Metazoa, Chordata, Actinopteri, Cyprinodontiformes, Poeciliidae. The transcript has 17 exons.